AUGUCCUAUAAAUAUUAAUAUUAAUGUAUACAUACAGAAGAACAUAACAUCAUAAUACCACAGAGAAAAGAAAAUGGAGGCUAAUAAGCUCUCCUUCCGAUUACUGGUACCUUUAUUCACAAUCAUCUUCAUCAUCAUUCUGAAAUCAACGGCGGCAGAUGAUCAUGAUCAGCUCGCUUUACCCGGCUGCCGGAGUAGAUGCGGAGACGUGGACAUCCCAUACCCGUUUGGUCUCUCUGAAGAUUGUUACCUCAACAGAAAGUUCAGAAUCAAAUGCGAAAAUAACACUACUCCGAUCAACGGCAAAAACGCCGUGGUCACCAACAUUUCCGUCAAAUUCAACGAGAUAACCAUCAACUUGCUCGCCGCCCGAAGCUGCUACAAUGAGUCGGGCGACCAAGUGGACUAUCACAUAUCCGGACUCAGAGCCAAGACCCUAACCAUCUCCGGCUCCAAGAACAACUUCAUCGUCCUGGGCUGCGACUCCUACGCCUUUCUCAACGGUUUCGAGAACGGAACCAAAUACUCUAUGGGCUGCAUGUCCACAUGCAACGCCCUCGGUGACGUGCCGGACGACGGUGGUUGCUCGGGAAUCGGGUGCUGUCAGAUAGAUUUGCCUAAGGGACGACUCAAAAGGCUGAUUAUAAGACCUAAAAGCUUCUUCAAUCAUACGCGCGUGAUGAGCUUUAACCCUUGUACGUAUGCUUUUAUCGUCCAAAAAAAUGGUUUCAACUUUUCUCGGGAGUUUCUGGGCAAUUUCCCGGCGAAAAAGCUACCUGUGGUGGCUGAUUGGACGAUCGAGAAGGACACGUCCUGUUCGACCACCAAAGCUAGAAACGAUUCGUUUUGUGCUUGUGGCGGAAACAGCACUGUGGUUGAGCUCUCCGCCGUAAAUGGGAGUGAGACUCAGUACAAAUGUAGGUGUAAGGAUGGUUACGAGGGCAACCCGUACCUCCCUACCGGUUGCAGAGAUAUUGAUGAAUGCCUGAGCCUAGGACCAACUAAUUGCACCAAAACUCAGCAUUGCGUUAAUAAACCAGAAGGAAGUUAUACUUGCGUGGAACGAAGUCAAUUCCCACUCAUUAAAAUUUGCAUUGGUGUAGCAAUCGGCUUUGUUGCCUUGUUCAUCAGCAGCUCUUGGCUCUACUUAGUUCUAAAGCAAAGAAAGCUAAUGCAACUCAAAGAAAAGUUUUUCAAACAAAAUGGUGGUUUGAUUUUAAAGCAAAAGCUCUCUGGACAAGAAGGUAACUCAUCAUCAACGGCUAAAAUCUUCACAGAAGAAGAGCUCAUCAAAGCAACGCUUAACUAUGACGAGAGCACGAUCAUUGACCGAGGUGGUUUCGGUACGGUCUACAAGGGUUUUUUACCGGACGAAAGAAUAAUAGCCAUAAAAAAGUCAAAGCUCAUUGACCAAAACCAAACCGAACAAUUCAUCAACGAGGUAGUUGUUCUCUCUCAAAUCAACCACAAAAAUAUUGUCAAACUCUUGGGAUGUUGUUUGGAGACCCAAGUUCCUUUACUUGUGUAUGAAUUUGUCCCAAAUGGGACUCUCUCCGAACACAUACAUGAUAGAGAAAAAUCCAUCAAGUUGAGUUGGGAAACUCGUUUGGGAAUAGCAGCCGAAGCAGCUGAAGCUUUGGCUUAUCUUCACUCGGCAGCCUCAACACCGAUCAUUCAUAGAGAUGUGAAGCCUUCGAACAUACUUCUAGACAAUUUCACUGCAAAAGUGUCUGAUUUCGGAGCGUCGAAGUUGGUUCCCCAAGAUCAAGUGGAGUUGGCCACCAUGGUGCAAGGCACUCUCGGAUACUUGGAUCCCGAAUACUUGCAGACAAACCAGCUGACUGAAAAGAGUGAUGUUUAUAGCUUUGGAGUUGUUCUUGUCGAGUUGUUAACGGCAAAGAAAGCAAUCUCUUUCGAUAGAUUGGAAGAGGAGAGGAGUUUGGCUAUGCAUUUCUUGUGUUCAUUGAAAAGGGAUAGAUUGUUUGAAAUAGUUGAGGUUGAGGGUGAUAGUGCAAAUAAUUAUAAAGAGCAAGUUUUGAAAGUGGCUAUGAUUGCUAAGGGGUGCUUGAGUGUUAAUGGUGAAGAUAGGCCUUCGAUGAAAGAAGUGGCAGUUGAAUUGGAAGGGUUAAGAAAAGUGGAAAAGCAUCCUUGGGCUAGUGAGGAUGAUCGAUCGAUUGAUCAUUUGGAAGAGACUGUAUCUUUGCUUGCUCGUGAAGACAAUGACAAUGGAGGUAGCAAUGCCAAUUCUGUUUAUGAUAGUAUAAGAGAUCAAGUGUUACUAGAUUUCAGUGGAAGGUGAAGGUACGUAGUAUCAAUAUAUAUAUAUUUAUGUACUAUAGGUGAGAGGAGUGUGUAGUGCAUAUUUCCUUUUUUAAAUAUUUUUUGUUAUAUGAAUAACUCUAUAGUGUUUGUAUAAUUUUUAAACAUUUAAACUAUUUCAUACAUCAUAAAUAAUAUAGGGUCUGGUGCACC
Messenger RNA from Humulus lupulus (European hop), 2472 nucleotides. RefSeq names its product putative wall-associated receptor kinase-like 16. NCBI's taxonomy places the organism in Eukaryota, Viridiplantae, Streptophyta, Magnoliopsida, Rosales, Cannabaceae. Bases 74 to 2299 code for a protein of 741 amino acids. The transcript is spliced from 3 exons. Gene Ontology annotation, cellular component: plasma membrane. Gene Ontology annotation, molecular function: ATP binding; calcium ion binding; protein serine/threonine kinase activity. Gene Ontology annotation, biological process: cell surface receptor signaling pathway; protein phosphorylation. The record is from RefSeq and is a predicted model, not a curated record.